Messenger RNA from Aspergillus neoniger CBS 115656, 918 nucleotides. RefSeq names its product oxidase ustYa family protein. Bases 1 to 909 code for a protein of 302 amino acids. The transcript is spliced from 5 exons. Gene Ontology annotation, biological process: mycotoxin biosynthetic process. NCBI's taxonomy places the organism in Eukaryota, Fungi, Ascomycota, Eurotiomycetes, Eurotiales, Aspergillaceae. The record is from RefSeq and is a predicted model, not a curated record.
AUGGCAUGGAAACUGUCCAAGGUCGAGACGCAGGAAGGAUCUCCUAGUGAGCCGCUCCUGGUUGAGAAUGAAAGCAUACAGUCCUCUCCGAGACGAAAUAACGUGAGGAAUGGGGCCCAUAUAGCCAUAUUGGUGGCAGUGAGCAUUGUAUCCUUCAGUAUAGGAUACUGGAUACAUGCAGCACCGCCUUGGGAAACCCGCGACGCAUGUCGGCAUCGUCGCCCGUCUGAUAUAGAAUGGACAUCUAAGCCUGCUGUAAUCCCUUGGUCCCCAUUGCGGUUGAAUGGAGCACUGUACGCACAGAAUAAGUUUCGUGGAGAGCCCAGUGCUCAGUUGGACAGCGAGUGGGAUCGGUUUACAACAAAUGGUGAGCCCUCCCCAAAACGACGUGAAAAGCACUUAAAAGUCUCCGCCAAUGACAGAGUGAAUAUAGCUUGGAUGGUAGAGACGGCAGUGGUACUGAAUAUCUCAAUGGACGAAGUUCGCCAGUCGUCGAACGAUGACUCCGUCGAAACACUCGUUCGGUUAGACCACGAGAAUGGGGAAGGUUAUAUGGGUUCGCUGGAGCUAUUUCACCAACUUCAUUGUCUAAAUAUUCUUCGGAAGUGGACUUAUCUGGACUACUAUCAACAUACAGAUCCUUUUUUCAUGAGUACAUCGAGCCACAGACGUGAACAUACAGACCACUGUAUCGACAUUAUCCGGCAGGUUUUGAUGUGCAAUGGUGACAUGGGCUUAAUCAUGUUUCAUUGGGUCCAAGGAAUGGCGGUCCCAACUCCGGACUUCAGCACCAUGCAUUCUUGUCGCGACCCUGAGGCCAUACUGCAAUGGGCCUUUGAGAGACAAGCUCCUAUAAACCAUCCGAUCGAGCGAAUUCCAGGACAGCAAAAUCUGAGUUCUUUGCCUUAAAUACCCGCG